This is a messenger RNA of Penaeus vannamei (Pacific white shrimp), 7493 nucleotides long. The record is from RefSeq and is a predicted model, not a curated record. NCBI's taxonomy places the organism in Eukaryota, Metazoa, Arthropoda, Malacostraca, Decapoda, Penaeidae.
AGGAUGACUGUGCCUGCAGUGUGUAACACACCAUGCGAUUCUUCUGCAGCAUGAGUAUUUGAUACUAUUUAUAGUUUAAUUUAUUAAGGAUGGAUAACCUGUCUGGGCUGUUUGGUGAUGGGGACCUGAGUGAUCUGGACCUGGGAGGAGAUUCCUUUGGUGGUCCCUCGGGUCCCACGCCUGUCUCUGUGCAGGAGAUGGACCUCAGCUACAACCAGCCAUCAUACACCAGUAUAGGGUCUGCGGCUGGGGGUCCUCCACCUCAGGGCCCGGGACAGAAGAUGGGUAUGGGUGGUGGGCCCCCUCCGUCGGCGCAAGGCAUGUACCCCGGCCCUGGACCAGGGCCUGGACCAGGACCUGGUUACCAGUAUCCUGGAGGUCCAGGCCAACAACAGCCUCCUAUGAAUCAAUACCAGGGUGGUCAGUAUCGACCGUCAUACCCACCGUCUGGCCAAGAGAUGUAUGCCCAAACCUGGAACAACCAGCCGGACCCAUACAGUCACAUGCCCGGAGGUUAUCAGCAACAGCCAAAUUAUCCCCAACAAAGUAUGCCGCCAUAUCAGAACCAAGGCAUUACAAACUCCAGCAUGGGAGGCACUAUGCAACAGAACAUUCCACAGAAUUACCAGGGCAUGCCACCCCAGAGUAUAGGUCAGGGUUACCCACCUGGUUCUCAGGGCAUAACUUACCAAGGUGCACCAAGGCCACCUUAUCCUGGGUUUGAUCCCCAGAGACCAAUGGCUUCCAACUCCCCAAAUAUGAGCCCCUACCCAGGGGCUCCCCCAGCACCCGGCCAGCCUCAGCAGUACGCCAUGAGUCAGGGUAUGAGACAGCCAUAUCAGAUGGGACAGUAUCCUCAGGGCCAAGUUCCUAUUGGGGGGCAGCAGCAGCCGCACCCAGGCCAGCCCAUGAUGGGAGGGCCACGACCUCAGGGUGAUAUGAACCAGUACCCUGGCUCUCAGGUACCUAAUGGCACACCAGGCUUUAGAGCAUCAUUCCCCCAGGCUUCUCCACAGCUGUCACCCCAUCCGCAAGCAUCACCACGGCCGCAGAUGUCCCCGAUGCCACGUAGCAUGUCACCCCACCCCCGCCCCAAUUCUAAUCUAGGAAUGACUACUCCUGUAUCAUCCCCUGCGUCCAUGCCUCCGUCAUCAAGCGCCUCGCCAGCUCCUCUUGGCGGUGCACCAGGAUCCAGCCUACAGCAACUUGAAAGUAUGGUGAAGCCUGGUAGCGUUGCUGGAAGAAACACACCUACAAGCCAGCGAUGCACUACCCCCAAUCAGCCUAUGCCAUCACCUGGUCUGUAUGCUGGCUCCUCCGGAGUACCUAGUCCGUUGGGCACCCGACCACCCAUGUCUCCAGGCAUGGUUAGUAGACCUUCUAUGGGUACUCCGAUGAGUCCAGGUCUAGGGCCUGGGUCGGUCCGACCUCCCAUGUCUCCACAGCAGUGGCAGCAGGCUCGGCCAAUGGCCCAACAAAGUUACAUGCAACAGAGCAGCUAUAUGCAAGGAGGCAGUAUGGCAGGGCCAAGGCCUCCUAUUAGCCAACAACAGUCGCCUAUACCAACGCCUCAAGGACAGGACUCUGCAAUGCCUGACAGUAUUUCUAAUGUUAGUGAUGGUAGUUUGACUCCGAACAGUAGUACAUCAAGUGUGUGUGUGUCUCAGAGUAAUGGACCAGUGUCAACUCCAAGUGUCAAUACCAGUAUAGUGAAUAGUGCAGUAAGUAGUUUAGCAAACAGUGAAUCUUUGAGUGAGAGUGUUCAGGUGCAAGCCUCUUCUAGCCCAACUACGACUUUAACUACAUCAACAGUAAAUGGACCUACACAGACAACUUCAGCCAUUCAACAACACCAAGCUUCAGCACCCACCAACGUGCCUACCACUUCCACCAACCCUGGAAGUUUGCCAACAAGUGCUGUGAAUCAGAAUGGUAUGAUGCCUAGUUUAGUAGCCUCAAAUGGCAUGCCACCAAGCACGGUCACACCAAACGGGAUGCCUCCAAGUAGUAUGCCAAAUGCGUCAGGACCUGGAAUAAUGACAUCAACAGGCAUGCCUCCUCAUGGUCCCCAAGGCCCAGGUAUGAUGAGGUUUCCCGGUCCUCAGGGCCCUCACGGACCAUACCAGCAAGUAAUGGGACAGCCAGGAUACAGAGUUGUUGGCCCAGUGUCCUAUGGACCACAAGGACAGAUGUCCCCGGGGCAGAGACUUCCGGGCCAGAUGCCACCAGGACCUGGUCAGAUGCCUCAAGGACCGGGGCAGAGGCCACAAGGACCAGGACAAAUGCCACCUGGAGGUCCUGGACAGAUGCAUCCAGGUCCUGGACAAAUGCCGCCAGGAGGGCCAGGCCAUAUGCCUCCAGGACAUAUGCCUCAAGGAGCGCCAGGACAAAUGCCCUCAGGCGGUCCUGGACAGGGUGCCAGCCAGAUGUCAACACCUGGCCAAGUAGCUGGAAAAGGACCUGGCCAGAUGGCUCCUGGAGGCCCAGUUCAGAUGCAAACAGGAAGUCCAGGACAGAUGCCACCAGGUGGACCAGGACAGAUGCCACCAGGUGGACCAGGACAGAUGCCACCAGGUGGACCAGGGCAGAUGCCACCAGGUGGACCAGGACAGAUGCCACCAGGAGGACCAGGGCAAAUGCCACCAGGCGGGCCAGGGCAGAUGCCACCAAGUGGACCUGGACAGAUGCAACCUGGUGGACCUGGGCAGAUGCAACCUGGUGGACCCGGGCAGAUGCCUCCUGGAGGCCCAGGACAGAUGCAAACUGUUGGUCCAGGACAGAUGCCUCCCGGUGGCCCAGGACAGAUGCCUCCCGGUGGCCCAGGACAGAUGCAACCUGGUGGCCCAGGACAGAUGCCUCCAGGAGGUCCAGGACAGAUGCCUCCAGGAGGUCCAGGGCAGAUGCCUCCAGGAGGUCCAGGACAGAUGCCUCCAGGAGGUCCAGGACAGAUGCCUCCAGGAGGUCCAGGACAGAUGCCUCCAGGAGGUCCAGGACAGAUGCCUCCAGGAGGUCCAGGGCAGAUGCCUCCUGGGGGUCCAGGGCAGAUGCCUCCUGGGGGUCCAGGACAGAUGCCUCCUGGUGUUCCAGGCCAGAUGCCACAUGGCGGGCCCAGUCAAAUGAUGCCAGGACAGUUACCAACUAGUGUGGCGGCACAGAUGCCCCCAGUUUCGCAAAACCAAGUCCCACCAGGACAGAUUCCAACCACACAGAUGGGACCUAUGGGUCAAAUGGGACCAGGGAUGCAUCCUCAGGCAUCUGUAGGUCCUGGCAUGGGCCCUGGUCCCCAAAUGGGACCUGGUAUGGCGCAGGGGCCAAUGGGCAUGCCUCCGCAAGGUCCUCAUGCAAUGCAACCCCAGAUGAAUUUUGCUUUUGAGAUUCAGCAGUGCCAGCAGCAGCUGCAGCAACUAUACAAAAUGCCACAGAAUGUGCAAACACAACAGAAGGAGCCCAAACCCAAGAAGGAAACCAAGAGCAAGAAGGAAUCCACCAAGCCCAAAGAACCCAAGGAGCCCAAGCCAAAGCGGGUUAGACCAUCUCGUCAGCCCCAGGAAAACAAGACAUCAAAAGAUUCAAAGAAAAGCCCUACAGCGAGAAAGUCACGUGCUAAAAAAGCCAUUACUCCAACUGGGCCAGAUGGAGCACCCCUACCUGUCGACACAGGCACAGGUGCCCCACCGGCUGCCCUAAUGGAUCCAGCAGUUGCGCCUCCAGGCACUCCUCUCGACCCUACAAAAGUGAACCCAGUGACUGGUUUACCUUUGAAUGCAGCUACAGCAGCUGCUGCUACCCCCAAGCCCAAGUCUGAGAAGAAGCCCAAGGUGAAGAGUGCGACACCAUCCAAGAAAAAGCCCGCAGCCAAACUCACACUUAACUUCAAAAAGAAGAGGAAAAGACGAGGGUCAGAAAGCGAUUACUCUGACAUGGAGGAAGGAAAACUCAAUUCAUCUUCUAGGGAGGAGGAUGAUGCCAACAAGAGACGUUCAGGACGUAAUACAGCAAGGAAGAAGUAUGUUGACGAGUUGGACUUGAACUUGUCUGAUGAUGAUUCCUUGCUUAUCAAGAAUGCCAAUGGUCCUGGUGGCGGUGACCCUCAGAGCGCAGCAGAUUUGGCUGCUGCUUACACUGGACAGAAUCCAGUUGAAGAUGCUGAUGGAAACCUUAUUAAACCUAAUUUUGUAUAUGUGGAUCCAAACCUAGAAGAUACCAUGGUUGUACAGUUUAUUCUUGGUAUGCGGAUGGGCACAAGAGAAAUUGAAAGUGACACUGAGGAUGAAAAAGAAAAGGAAGAGGAAGAACAACACGAGGGUGAUGAGAAAGAGAAGAAGGAGGGUGAUGAGAAAGAGAAGGAGGGUGAUGAGAAAGAGAAGGAGGAGGGUGAUGAGAAAGAGAAGAAGGAGGGGGAUGUGGAAGAGAAGAAGAAAAAGAAGGAGAAAAAGUCCAAAGGUCCACCAAAGAAGAUUGAGGUUGAAGAAUUCUUUGUGAAAUACCGGUCCUUCUCUUACUUGCACUGUGAGUGGCGCACAGAAGAAGAACUCUUCAAAGGGGACAAACGCAUUAAUGGUAAAAUUAAACGCUACAAGCAGAAGAGAGCCAUGAGCCAGAAUGUUAUGGACUUUUUGGAAGAAGAGGCUUUUAACCCUGAUUAUACAGAAGUGGACAGAAUACUAGAUUUAACAUCCACAAAUGACCCAACCACUGGAAAGGAAAUCAAGCAUUACUUAAUCAAGUGGAAGGCUCUUCCUUAUGAAGAUUCCACUUGGGAAUUAGAAGAUGAAGUAGACCCUCUGAAAAUUAAAGCUUUCAUGUCAUAUAAAGACCCUCCUCCAAAGGGUGAUUGGAAAAUUAAGAAGCGACCAAAGCCAAGUGAAUGGAAGAAAUUGGAAGAAUCGCCUUUAUACAAAAAUAAUAAUUCACUUCGGGAGUAUCAGCUUGAAGGCCUUAACUGGCUGAACUUCUCUUACUACAACUCACAUAACUGCAUCCUGGCUGAUGAGAUGGGUCUGGGAAAGACUAUCCAGUCACUGUCGUUUAUUGACGCAUGCUACAAGUAUGGGAUACGUGGACCGUACCUGAUUAUUGCACCUCUUUCCACAAUCCCUAAUUGGCAGCGAGAGUUUGAAAGUUGGACCGAUCUCAAUAUCAUUGUUUACCAUGGAUCGCAAGCAAGUCGUAACAUGAUUCUCGAGUAUGAGAUGUACUACAAGGAUGAGAAGGGUCAGCGAAUACAAAAUCUUUACAAGUUCAAUGUCCUUAUUACUACUUUUGAAGUUAUUAUAUCAGAUUGCCUUGAGCUGAAAGAGAUCCACUGGCGUUGUUGUAUCAUUGAUGAGGCACACAGACUGAAGAACAGGAAUUGUAAGCUGUUAGAAGGUCUACGACUUAUGCACAUGGAGCAUAGAGUGCUGCUCUCAGGAACACCAUUGCAGAACAAUGUAACAGAAUUGUUCUCUCUCCUCAACUUCUUGGAACCAACUCAGUUUGCCUCGCAAGAAACGUUCCUACAAGAUUUUGGGAAGCUGGAAUCUGAAGACCAAGUGAAGAAGCUGCAAGCACUCCUCAAACCUAUGAUGUUGAGAAGAAUGAAAGAAGACGUAGAGAAAAGUCUUGCACCAAAGGAAGAAACAAUUAUUGAAGUUGAAUUGACAAAUAUACAGAAGAAAUAUUAUAGAGCUAUUCUUGAGAGGAAUUUUGAUUUCCUUGUGAAAGGUGCAACUUAUGCUAAUGUACCAAGUCUGAUGAACACCAUGAUGGAGCUACGUAAAUGUUGCCUCCACCCAUAUCUCCUGAAUGGUGCAGAGGAAGCCAUUCAGCAGGAUUAUCGUGACUCCCAUCCUAAACAUCAGCAGGAACAGGACACAUACCACAAUGCACUUAUUCAGUCCUCUGGCAAAAUGGUUUUAACUGAUAAGUUACUGCCCAAACUAAGAGAAAAUGGCCAUCGGGUUCUUAUUUUCUCUCAGAUGGUCAAGCUGCUGGAUAUUCUUGAAGACUACCUCAUAUUUAGAAAGUAUCCAUAUGAAAGAUUAGAUGGGCGGAUCCGUGGUAACUUGCGUCAAGCUGCCAUUGACCGUUUUUGCAAGCCAGACUCUGAUAGAUUUGUGUUCCUGCUGUGUACCAAAGCUGGAGGUCUAGGUAUCAACCUGACCGCUGCCGAUACUGUGAUAAUUUAUGACAGUGAUUGGAACCCUCAGAAUGACCUGCAAGCACAGGCACGUUGCCACAGGAUUGGGCAGUCAAAGAGUGUCAAGAUUUAUCGUCUGUUAUGUCGAAACACAUAUGAACGAGAGAUGUUUGAUAAAGCAUCUCGAAAACUAGGUCUUGACAAAGCUGUUUUGCAGUCAAUGAAUAGUGAGCAAGGCAAGGCAGCAGCAGGAGGCAACUCUAUGGGUCUCUCUAAGAAAGAUAUUGAAGAACUCUUGAAGAAAGGUGCCUAUGGAGCUUUGAUGGAAGAAGACGAUGGGGCUGAUGAUUUUUGUGAAGAGGACAUUGAUCACAUUCUCUCCAGAAGAACAACAGUCAUUCAGCACGAAAGCGAGAAAGGAUCCUCAUUUUCUAAGGCCUCAUUUUCUGCAUCAUCUAAUCGCUCAGAUAUUGAAUUGGAUGAUCCUGAUUUCUGGAAGAAGUGGGCAAAGAAAGCAGAGAUUGAUACAGAUCUAGGAGACAAAUUAAGAAAGAAAAACUUAAUAGUUGAAGAACCAAGGCGUAGGUCCCAAAUCCGACGAUAUGGUCAUGAUGAAUCUGUACUGGACUGUAGUGAUCUCGAGUCCUCUGCAAGUGACUCAGCUGCAGAGAAGGAUAAUGAACCAGAGAUAAUUCCAGAGUUACUCAAAGGACGUGGCCGUGGCCGUGGAAGAGGUCGUGGCAAUAGAGGUAGAGGAGGAAGAGGCAACCGAUCAACAAGAGCCUCAAGAUGGGUGUUUGAUGAAGAGGCAGCUGAAUCAGAUGUUGUGGUGUAUGGCCAGUGGUUACGAUCUGAGUGCUUCAAGGUGGAAAAGGGGUUGUUGAUGUAUGGAUGGGGAAGAUGGAAAGAGAUUCUUAUUCACGGAGAUUUCCGUCCAGCGUGGAAGGAAACUGAUGUGAUGGAUUGUGCACGCAUGAUCCUUCUCUUCUGUAUCCGUUAUUACCGGGGCGAUGAUAAAAUCAAAGGCUUUAUUUUUGAUUUGAUCGCCCCAACUUCUGAUGGUAAAACUCGUGUCCACCAUAAUCACAUUGGCCUCUCAGCCCCUGUCCCACGUGGCCGCAAAGGUAAAAAAAAGAUCAGGGAAGCAAAGAUGGUGGCAACACACAUGGAAGGAGCAGAUUGGGCCAAGGAAGAGAAGUUUGAUACAGAAGUGUACUUAGAUCAAGGUUACUCUAGACACCUUACUCGUCACUCCAACAAGGUGUUGUUGAGGGUACGCCUCCUCUUCUACAUAAAGCAAGAAAUUAUUGGUGAUUUUGCAAAGCAGGUUUUUACAGAGUCCGCAAGUCCUAAAAUGGACAAUAAUGUGUAA